This is a messenger RNA of Daphnia pulex (common water flea), 1741 nucleotides long. RefSeq names its product trimethylguanosine synthase-like. Gene Ontology annotation, molecular function: RNA cap trimethylguanosine synthase activity. Gene Ontology annotation, cellular component: nucleus. The transcript has 7 exons. NCBI's taxonomy places the organism in Eukaryota, Metazoa, Arthropoda, Branchiopoda, Diplostraca, Daphniidae. The record is from RefSeq and is a predicted model, not a curated record. Bases 89 to 1609 code for a protein of 506 amino acids. Gene Ontology annotation, biological process: 7-methylguanosine RNA capping; 7-methylguanosine cap hypermethylation.
UGAAAGUAGUCUCAAUGUAGGCUCCAUCUUGCUCCAUGGGAACUGAUGCAGACGAUGUUCUUAAUAUCUGAAAGUUUUUUUUUUAAAGAUGAGUGAAUUUAAAUCGUGGAAAUCAGUUUGUGUUUUUAAUUUUAAGUUAAAGAACUCUUCAACAGAAAUUUGCUGUAAUUUUACACAAUCAUUUUUGAAUAUUUUACUUUUAUAUAGUGAUUCUCAGUUAGUGGCCAAAGGUUUGGAGCAUGCUUUGGAAAGCAGUACACACACAAUAUCCUUUAAUUCUAGUGAAGGUGUUGCUGAUGAUAAAACUUUGGAGUGUGAUUGGGUUGAAUAUUGGGAUCAACAUGGCCAUCAACUAGUACUUGACAGCUGGAUUGAAAAAUACAAAGAAUUUAUUGACCCAACAUAUCAAGAAACCCACAAGGACAAAUUUUGUUCCUCCGAAGAGGUUUUUCUGGACAAGGAAGAAAUUUCUCAACCAACUGAUUUUCAGUGGACACCACUCUGGGCAGAACAUCAACAAGAGCAGUACUUGUAUUACCAAAACUGGUUCUCUCAGUGGUGGACAGAGAAAGAGUUGCAAAAGCAAGCCUGUGUUAUUGCAGAAGAGAGCAUAGAAGUGAAAGAGUUGAGUGAAAAUAUUAAUCCUGUUUCCACACUUGAGUUUGAAAACCUCUCUCUCCAAGCAAACCCAGAAAUGGAGGAUUCUUUGAACUCAAGUCCCAUUCAUACAAAUGCAAAUCAGUCUGAAAAGACAAUAUUAGAAAAAACCCAAGAUUUCUUAGAUGGGUUAGGACUGGCAAGCAAUAUGAAAAGCGCAGAUUCCAAUAUAACUUGUUGCAAAGUGCUGGCCAUGAAGAAGAAGAAGAAAAAGAAAAAGAAAAAGGUAGCUUACAACACUGUUGUGGCUGAACAAAUUGCUCAUUACGCCAAGUUUGGUCUUAAUAUGCAAGAGGAUGAAGAAACCCAGAAUGUCCAGCAGCUGCCUGAAAUACCUGAAAACAAGGAGUUGAAAAAGUACUGGGCCCAACGCUAUCGGCUGUUUUCGAAAUUUGACAAGGGCAUUCGAUUGGAUUACGAUUCGUGGUUUUCGGUAACGCCGGAACGCAUCGCUCGACACAUUGCAGAUAGAUGCCGCUGUGACUUAAUAGUUGAUGCCUUUUGUGGAGCCGGGGGAAAUUCCAUUCAGUUUGCAUUCAAAUGUGAAAGAGUCAUUGCGAUAGAUAUUGAUCCUUCAAAAAUAGAGCUAGCUAGGCAUAAUGCAUCUGUAUACGGAGUAGCUGAUCGAAUUGAAUUCAUCGUCGGAGAUUUUUUUCAAUUGGCUCCGAGUCUGAAAGCAGAUGUUGUCUUUCUCUCACCUCCGUGGGGUGGACCGAAAUAUCUCUCAGCGCCCCAAUUUUGUUUGGAAGAUAUGCAACCUAACGGAUUCGACAUAUUCAAAGCAGCACAAAAGAUUACAUCAAACCUGGCUUACUUUCUUCCAAGGAACACUAAUGUAGAUCAACUGAUUGGACUCGCCACUGAUGGUAAAGCUGAAAUCGAACAAAACAUCUUGAAUAAUAAAAUAAAAACUAUUACCGCCUAUUAUGGAGAAUUGAUUCUUGAUCCCUAGUGACCUUAGAUUUGAUGCCAAUAAAUAAAUCGCCCGGGCCUACUGUCAUAAAAUUCUUGCCGAGUUUGAGUGUCUCUUUAAAGAGACACUCAAUUAAUUAAGAAGAAAAUAUAAACUUUUGAUUAUACUCAA